This is a messenger RNA of Neoarthrinium moseri, 1503 nucleotides long. RefSeq lists its product as uncharacterized. Gene Ontology annotation, molecular function: transmembrane transporter activity. Lineage: Eukaryota; Fungi; Ascomycota; Sordariomycetes; Amphisphaeriales; Apiosporaceae. Gene Ontology annotation, cellular component: plasma membrane. The transcript has 6 exons. Bases 1 to 1503 code for a protein of 500 amino acids. Gene Ontology annotation, biological process: transmembrane transport. The record is from RefSeq and is a predicted model, not a curated record.
AUGGACGCCAUCUCCGAAAAGGCCGUGCUCGGCGGGUCUGCCCUUGUCGACGAGAAGCUGGCACGGCAUACCGUCACAGCAAAGUCAUCCAAGUCAGAAUUGCACCUCCAGGGUGUUCAGGCGGAAGUGUACAGCCUGGACCCUCAAGCUGACCGCCGAUUGACAAACAAGAUCGAUCUGAAAGUCAUUCCGAUUAUGGGCCUGCUAUAUCUUAUUUGUUUUUUGGACAGAACCAACAUUGCCAACGCUCGCCUAGCUGGCCUUGAGAAAGGUCUCAAUAUGCCGCCUGCUGGUUUCAACACUGCGCUUUGGAUCUUCUAUAUCCCCUUCGUCUUAUUUGAAGUGCCGAGUAAUUGGCUUAUGGCAUUGAAGUGGAUCAAGCCAAACAUAUUCCUGGGUGCACAGAUGCUUAUUCUUGGAGUGUUGGCCAUGUGUCAGGGUUUCACCAGAUCCUAUGAAGGUCUUCUCGUAGUACGAUUCUUGAUGGGUGUAGUCGAGACCGGAUUGCCGGCGGGAGCUGGACUGCUCAUUGCGUCAUACUAUCGGAAAAAGGAGCUGUCUCUACGAUUUGCAUUAUUCUUCGCCUUUGGGCAAUCAGGCUCUUGUUUCAGCGGUCUGCUUGCUUACGCACUUAUGGAUUUCAAUGGCGCCUCAGGUCUGGCCGGUUGGAGCUGGAUUUUCAUCGUAGAGGGUCUCGUCACCAUUGCAUUCUCGGCGUUUGUAUUCGUCUUUACUCCACACUUUCCGGCUCAAGAUAGGUGGUUGAGUAAGGAGGACCAAACCCAGCUCUUGGCAAGACUUCAACUCGAUAAGGGCGAUGAGAAGUCACAUAUGGUCAAGGUUGAUUGGCCGAAGAUUGUCCUCGACUACAAGAUAUGGCUACUGACUGUACUCUUCUUCUGUGCCGACAUGUCAGCUGGGUCGCUCAGCUCGUUCAAUCCCACAAUCCUGAGUCAGUUGGGAUGGACAGAGCGCCGUGCCCAAGUGAUGACGAUUCCAGUAUGGAUCAUCAGAAUCGCGGGUGCGCUAACAACGACGCUCUUAUCGGGACGUCUUAACACAAGGUGGCCCUUCAUCCUUCCAGCUAUCGUUGUCAGCAUUCUUGGGUGGAUCUUGCACUUGAAGCAGGUUGAUCCACCAGCGGUACGCUAUUUAGCACAAUUUGCCAUCAGCCUUGGGACGUUUGUCCAGAUGCCUAUGUACAUUGGGAUACUGACAGCUAAUCUCCGCGGACGCGCCCACCAGUCAUUUGGGACAGCUGUGUUACUUGGCAUCGGCAACUGCGCUAACUUUGUGAGCAGCAAUGUCUUCAUCACUGCGCAAUCACCUCACUAUCCUGUCGGAUUUGGUACGGGAUUGGCCAUAACAGCGCUUAGCUUUCCAAUCAUGUUGCUAACGAUGGUUAUAUUCAUUGCCCACAACAAAAGUAUUGAUCGGAAGAUAGCUGCCCUGCAACCAGGCGAAGAGCUUGACGAUCAAACAGACUACAAAUUUGUCUACUAG